AUGGCCGAGUGGCAGGGCAGCCCCAAAUCCGGGGUUGUGGAUCAUUUUCCAGAAGACAAGCUAACAGCGAGAUCAGAUGAACCCCGACGCUCCGGCCGAGCCACCAAAGGCCAACACAAGAACCUCGAGCUACCAGAUGAUCCCGCGAAAAAGGCAAAAGCAAAAGCCCGAAGGAGAAGAGCGCGAAGUUGUCUGCUGAACCUACACCCGGUCCUAGGAGGCGAAGAAGAGAUAAUACGAUGUAUUUGCGGUGAAUAUGAAGAGGAAGAGGACGUGGAGCGCGACAUGAUCUGCUGUGAUCAAUGUUCAGCAUGGCAACAUAACGACUGCAUGGGCCUUACAUUCACGAAAGGUCACGAACCAGAUCAAUACUUUUGCGAACAAUGCCGACCGGAGAAUCACACAAAGCUUUUGGCGAAAAUCAACGCAGGCGAAAAACCCUGGGAAGAGCUUGCCGAGAAACGUCGCCAAGAGGCUGAGGAGAAGAAGUCCAAGCGGAAAAAGGGCAAGAAGGGAGGCCGCAAAGGAAGGCCAAGUGAGAGUCGAACAGAUGCUAGCACACCAGCUCGCACCGCGCCAUCCAUUACACCGGGUCCUAGCGGUUCUCCUGCACCUGCCGUAUCUGUCUCCGUCGAACCAGAGAUAAAUAGCCAUGCUAUUGAUUCUCGGCGAUCCAGCACCAACAAGCGCAAACUUGAAGAGACAGUGGGGGUAGAAAAUGGACCACAGGUGAAACAACAACGGGUAUCCCCACAAUCUACCCCAGCAGCUGCUCCCGAGGCAAUUGGGCCUCAAAUCAAGACAGACUCUACCCCCGAGGCACCUGCCAUUGGAGCCUUAGAGGAGCUGAUGCCUGCUCGCAAGAGUGUGGCCACACACCUCAUCAAGUUGUUCGUAGACCAGGUUACUGCAGCGCAGAAAGCAGGCUCAUUUACCUUACGUGCAAACCAGUCAGCGGAGGACGUGGCACAGAAACUCGCUCUGUCUAUCGAGGAUGCCAUGUAUGAGAGUAUCUGCGGGCGGUCAGGCGAGCCGAAUGAAUCAUAUAAGGCGCAAUUACGGUCGAUCAUGUUCAAUGUAAAGAAGAAUGCUUCUCUGCGAGAUCGUCUCCUCAUAGGUAGUCUCUCCCCUAAGGUGCUGGCUCAGAUGACAACGGGGGAGAUGGCCAGCAAAGAACUGCAACAGAAAGACGCGGAGAUCAAGCGCGAAGCAGAGAGGCACCACACUAUUGUCCAAGAGCAAGGUCCUCGGAUUCGACGCACCCAUAAAGGAGAGGAGCUGAUUGAAGAUGAACACCAUGGCGCAAGCGAGUCUGUUUUCUCCCGUGGACCCCGUCGUGCACUGGGUGAUGACGGCAGUCCAGCCCACAAAUCCCCAACUAGCCCGACGGGACAGCAGCAAUCCAAGACAGAGACAGAUGGAUAUGUUCGAGGUCUAUCGCCUGAGGGUGCUCACCAUGACCACGUUUUCCCCGAAGUGGCCCCCGCUAUCUACGAGCCACUGCCUAGUGGCAGGGUCCAAGCAGACGCUGAGAUCGAUCAGCUCUUGCGUGACGAUGAACCAUAUUCACCACCUUAUUCGCCCAAAGACUUUGAUGACGACGGAACCAUCUGGCGUGGCAAGGUAACGAUGCCUCCAAUUGGAGAGUUCUCCUCGUCCGCAAAGCAUGUUGGAGGUGCAGACUUGAGUGGCCGAAUCCCAUGGAGCCAACUUGCGCCCUCCACGCUGGUUGUCGAUGGCCGUAUCGAUAUCAGACGAGCAACCGAUUAUCUCUGCGGCCUUCAAUUCAGCAAGUCAACCGAUGUGUCUGUGAUAGCAAUCAGCAGUCCUGACCAGCCCGAAGAUCGAGCAGGCUUCGACAAAAUGUUCGAAUACUUCCAUAGUCGUGGUCGUUAUGGUGUCAUUGGAAAGCACCCGCUUUCCGCCGUCAAAGACACCUACAUUGUCCCAAUGGAGAUUGGCACAACGACGAUGCCCGAGUUCAUUGAGCUGCUGGAAAACAUCUCACUGGAGGGGCCCAUUACUCAACGCAUGCUCCUUACCAUUUUCGUCGUCAAGACUGGCGAUUCCAACCCUUCAUCUGUCCAGCCGCCAUCCCAUCAGGCUAGUCAGGAGCCACCGAUGUCUGCGAGUCCCGCCGUUGCAGCCACUCCCCAGCAGCCUCAGUUUAGCGCUGGAGUUGCGCCAACUCCCCCUUCGCACUUCGGCGGAUUCAACCCGAAUCCCGCGCCGUACGGCCAACAGGUCCCUGUACAGCAAGGCCAGGUCACCCCUCAACACCAGCCUGCUCUGACCGGCCUUCCCGCCGCGGUGCAAGUCCUCGGAUCACAAGUUGAUGCUCCCGCCAUUCAACAACUUCUAAAGACUGCACCCAACGUGGACAUGGCGCAGCUGAGUGUUGUUCGCGACAUUCUGGUCCGUCAACCUGCUGCCGCUGCUAAUUACGAUACUUUGAUGCAGGCUCUAUUCGAGACCCAAGCAAACGGCCACGUGCCCCAGUAG
Penicillium coprophilum is the source of this 2502-nucleotide messenger RNA. RefSeq lists its product as uncharacterized. Gene Ontology annotation, cellular component: nucleus. Lineage: Eukaryota; Fungi; Ascomycota; Eurotiomycetes; Eurotiales; Aspergillaceae. The transcript is spliced from 4 exons. Gene Ontology annotation, molecular function: RNA polymerase II transcription regulatory region sequence-specific DNA binding. The coding region runs from base 1 to 2502 and encodes 833 amino acids. Gene Ontology annotation, biological process: regulation of mRNA 3'-end processing; transcription elongation by RNA polymerase II; transcription antitermination. The record is from RefSeq and is a predicted model, not a curated record.